This is a messenger RNA of Nicotiana tabacum (common tobacco), 456 nucleotides long. RefSeq lists its product as uncharacterized. NCBI's taxonomy places the organism in Eukaryota, Viridiplantae, Streptophyta, Magnoliopsida, Solanales, Solanaceae. The record is from RefSeq and is a predicted model, not a curated record. Gene Ontology annotation, molecular function: nucleic acid binding.
AUGGAGGAAGCACAUUAUGGCUCAUGUGGAGCAUACCAAUCUGGUCCAAGCUCCAUUUUCGCAUCAAGAGGAUGGGCUACUACUAGCCAACAAUGGUACGGCAUACCAAGAUACAUAAUCGUUGAUAAUGGAAUGCCAUUUGACAACAAGCUCGUGAGGAGUCUAUGCGAGAAAUUUGGUUUUAAGCAAGAUAUGUCUUCAAUGUAUAAUGCAUCCACCAAUGGCCUUGCUGAAGCUUUUAACAAGAUAAGUGCUACACUAGCAACUCCUUACUCUUUGGUGUAUGGCGUAGAAGCAGUCCUUCCGUUGGAGCAACAAAUUCCAUCAUUGCGGAUCACAGUCCAAGAAGGACUCAUAUCCGAAGAGAAUGCUCAACUUCGCCUACCAGAGUUAGAGGAAUUGGAUGAGAAAAGAUUGGAAGAGCAACCAAAUUGGAGUGCUAUCAAGCUCGGCUAG